AUGUCGCUAGCAAGGACUCUAAAGCCUAUAAUUUGUCCGUCAAUUUUGAAUUCGGAUUUAUCAAAUCUAGCAGAAGACUGCAGGAGAUUACUGCAAGAUGGAGCGGAUUAUUUGCAUCUUGAUGUGAUGGAUGGCCAUUUUGUGCCUAAUUUGACCUUUGGACACCCUGUUAUCAGUUGUUUGCGACGUAAUCUUGGGCUGGAACCAUUUUUCGAUGUUCACAUGAUGGUUGAUAACCCGGAGCAGUGGCUGGAACCAAUGAAAAAGGCGGGUGCAAGCCAGUUUGUAUUUCAUUAUGAAGCAAUGGAAUCAGCUGAAAUCUGUCAAAGGUUUAUCGCUACAAUCAGGGAAUCUGGUUUAAAGGCCGGUAUUGCUAUAAAUCCAGAUACACCGGCAGAUAAAAUUCUGACUCUUACCGGCUUGGAUAUAAUUUUAGUAAUGACUGUCAACCCUGGAUUUGGAGGACAAAAGUUUAUGGCAGGUAUGAUGGAGAAAGUUCGACUACUUCGAUCAACUCAUCCAGACUUGGACAUUCAGGUUGAUGGUGGCGUUACGUUAGAGAACAUAGACAUUUGUGCGAAAGCUGGUGCUAAUGUCAUUGUUUCAGGGACAGGGAUUGUAAAAGCUCCCAAUCCAGCAGCCGUAAUUUCAGAAAUGCGGGAAAGAGUUUCAUUGGCUUUAAAGGAAUAA
Molecule: messenger RNA, 690 nt
Organism: Thelazia callipaeda (thelaziosis nematode)
Lineage: Eukaryota; Metazoa; Nematoda; Chromadorea; Rhabditida; Thelaziidae
Source: the annotation of a GenBank genome assembly